Messenger RNA from Cornus florida, 2143 nucleotides. RefSeq lists its product as uncharacterized. The coding region runs from base 289 to 2013 and encodes 574 amino acids. Lineage: Eukaryota; Viridiplantae; Streptophyta; Magnoliopsida; Cornales; Cornaceae. The transcript has 5 exons. Gene Ontology annotation, biological process: cortical microtubule organization. Gene Ontology annotation, cellular component: cortical microtubule. The record is from RefSeq and is a predicted model, not a curated record.
AAGUAGAAAGAAAACCACUUAUUUGGUGUAAAUUAUGGAAGAGGACCUCAUUUUCUACUGCUAAUAGUAGUACUAAUAGGUUGUCUCAACUUCAACACUCGAGUACACAUGAAUACUCUCUCUCUCCACUCAAGCAAAGAUGGAAUAGUUGAAUACUCUCUCUCUCUCAUAACUUCAUGACGUAAAAAUCACCUAAAAGCUUCGUCUCUCUCAUUGCAUCUCUCUCUGUGACAUUCACAUGGUGGCGCAUUUUGGUUUGGAGAUGGUUAUGGUGUUGCAUUCUUAGAAAUGAAUCGUAGUAGUUUCAAGGGAUCUGUGAUCGGCGGGAGGAAUAUUACGGCCGGAUCUCAUCACCGCCGAGGUCUCAGUCUCAACGGAGUCCCCAAGGAUGCGGACGAGAACUUGGAUCUCUUCUCUAGGAAUCGCCGGAGUCUCUCUGUUGUUUCGCCCGAUGAAUCAGACAUUUCAGCAAAAUUGGGCAAACUUUCUGUUGGAUCAGCAAAAUUGGCAAGGAGUGGGAUAGAUGAUCUGUUGUCAUCAACCGAUGGGGGAAAACAUGACUACGAUUGGCUUCUCACUCCACCAGGAACUCCUCUUUUUCCUUCAUCGGAUGGAAGUGAGUCGCAACCAGCCUCGGCAGCUCCAAGAGGAAGUUCCUUGGUUAGAUCAGUCUCUACAACUAAGUCUUCAAGGUUUUCAGUGUCACAAUCGGAGAGCAACCAUCCCUCAAGACCAACUAGAAGCAGUUCAGUGACUCGCCCUUCCAUCUCUACAACACCACAUAGUACCUACUCGAACAAAUCCACCUCAAUACUCAACACAAGCUCAGCGUCAGUCUCAUCUUAUAUUAGACCAUCCUCCCCUGCUGCCCGUUCUUCAUCUGCAGCAAGACCUUCGACUCCAUCUGCUCGUCCAGCACUAUCGCGAACCUCAACUCCUUCUAAAGCCCGUCCAGCCCCCGCCAACUCUUCCAUUGACAAAACCAGAUCAUUCCAAAACUCAAGACCUUCAACUCCAAGUUCUAGGCCUCAAAUUCCUGCCAACUUGAAUACCACGGCCACUCGCUCAGCCUCUCGGCCAUCAACACCCACUCGUAGGAGUUCAGCACCAUCUCUGUCUCCGGCAGCAGGAACUUCAUCCUCAUUUGAGCGAAAUUUGUCAAAUGGGCGAAAUGUGUUGCCCACAUCUCGGCCAAGCUCCCCAGGUCCACGACUUCGUGCCCCACCACAGCCAAUUGUUCUACCUGAUUUCUCCCUUGAGACACCACCUAACCUGAGAACAACUUUGCCAGAUAGGCCAAUUUCUGCUGGUAGGUCCAGGCCAGGUGUGGCUGUUACAGGUAAAGGGAGAAUAGACCCCCCAACCCCUGCAAAUUUGCCAAAAAGACAAUCAUCACCUAUUGUCACUAGGGGAAGACUUACGGAACCCACUGGAAGGGGCCGUUUGCAUGCCAAUGGGCAGGUUGUUGAUCCAUUGGAGUCCCGUAAGGCCCCCCAUAACUCAGAGUCAUCAAUGCGGAAACCCGUAAAGAAUUCAACAACCUCCACAGAGAGCACAGGAUUUGGGAGGACUAUCUCAAAGAAAUCGCUUGAUAUGGCUAUUAGACAUAUGGACAUAAGAAAUGGUACCAGUAGCAGCCGUCCACUUUCAGGCACAACCCUCUUCCCUCAGAGCAUUCGAUCCACCAAUCACAAAAGCCAACCUGGUCGUGCUUUAAGUGCUCCACCAUCUGUCAAUGGGAACCCUCCUGUCAGCAAUAAUGGUGUCAUCUCAGAUUACGGAAAUUACGUUAAUAGGUCUCCUGAAAAUGGAACCAAAGAAGACUAUCAAAUUUCAGCAAAACUUACAGAAGCAGACAUAUAUGAAAGCUCCCGUUAUGAUGCAAUUCUGCUGAAAGAGGACUUGAAGAACACAAAUUGGUUGCAUAGUGUUGAUGAUAAGACUGAUCAAGAAUCCAUAUUUGACAACGGAUUUGAGCCUCUACCUGAACCUUUUGGAAUUGGGCCCUCGUAACAUCUGUGAAGUGGUGGUGGUUCAUGUUAUUUCUUUAUUUCAAUAUUUAUAUUUUUUGAAUUACUUGGCUGAUUUUUAAAGAACAGAAUCUGUCAAUUUUGCAAAAUCAUAAAAUUGUGUCAUUUUUUCU